UAGUCAGUCCCGCUUAGUAUCUUUUCCCCCCACCGUCGUUGCGCCGCCUUCUCAGUUGAGAAGUCCAGACGGCGCUGCUAAAUAGAGGUGAUCUAAAAACAAAAAUGUCCAUAGUUUGUCGCUUUCGAAACAGAGAGGCGAGGUGAAAGUGUGACUCUUUACGAAGCAACGCUUGGAAAAAAAAUGUUAGCGCCAUGUAGCCGCAGCGUCUCGGACUGACUUUGGAGAACAAGACGUGCUAUUGUGGGUGAAACCUCAAGGAGAUGGAAGAGUCCUUCAGGAAGAAGACCUCCUUCUGAAGCACUUUGAAUUAAUAACUCCAAAUAGGUUCACAAUGACAGCUGGCCAGAUGUUUCUUUUGACUUUGAUUGCUUUGGUCCCCGCCUGCGCUAGCUUGCAAGAUGAAAGCAACGUGGGAAGCACUGAAUGCAUAUGUGACGACGGGUCAUCAUGCAGCAAUGGCAACCGGUGUUUUGGCCUGCAGUGCUUCACAUCCCUCUCCUUACUAAACGGGACUUUGGUGCAUCAGAAGGGAUGCAUUGUUGGUAAUCAAGAAGGGUCGCCGAAGUGUGGGAUCCUACCGACUCCGGAGCGUAUAGUGGAGUGCUGCUUUGGAGAUUUGUGCAACAUGAACGUGUCUCUGGAGCCAAACGUUAAAGAUGUAGCAAUGUCCGCCGGCAGACCAGUCCUCAGAGAGCAGGAGUGCAUUUGUGAAGGCCCUGCUUGUGAACCCGGUCAGCGCUGCGCCGGCCAGCAUUGCUUUUCCUCUCUGAAGGUGAUCGAUGGCGCGGCUGUCCAACAGAAGGGCUGCCUGAGGGACGACGACGUGGGCCGAGCCACCUGCGCCACGCCGCCCUCACCGUCCCACGUUGUCAAGUGCUGCCAGGGCCAUCUGUGUAACAUGAACGUCACUGUGCAAGCUCCGGAGAAAGAGGAAGUGAAGCCCCUUGUCAAAGAGAAGCACGAAUGCGUAUGUGAGGGCAGCUCGUGUGCCACGGGGAAUCGCUGCUUGGGAAGCCAGUGUUUCUCAUCUCUGACAGUCAACGGUGGCUCCCUGAUGUACCAGAAAGGUUGCUUUAAUGUCUACGAGCAGCGCACGAUGACCUGCAAGACCCCGCCUUCGAGAGACCAGAUUGUGGAAUGCUGCUUCGGGCACCUUUGCAACCUGAACAGCACAGUGCAGCUUCCUGUCAAAGCCGACGAGCUCUCUAGCUACAGCGUGACCAUGCUGGCUGUUGUCAUCGUGGCGCCCAUACUUGUCCUCGUAAUCCUCUCGGCUAUCGCCAUCCUGGUGUUCAGACGCAUCCACAACAACCAGAUGGAAAGACUAACGUCUCGGGAUGCUGAAUACGGAACCAUCGACGGCCUUAUAGCGUCCAACGUUGGGGAGAGCACAUUGGCGGAUUUGCUGGAUCAUUCUUGCACCUCAGGAAGUGGUUCCGGACUCCCGUUUCUAGUUCAGAGGACUGUUGCUCGACAAAUCACUCUCAACGAGUGUGUGGGUAAGGGCCGCUACGGUGAAGUGUGGAGAGGCCAGUGGCAAGGAGAGAGUGUCGCUGUCAAGAUCUUCUCCUCCAGAGAUGAGAAGUCCUGGUUCAGAGAAACUGAGAUCUACAACACGGUGCUGCUGAGGCACGAAAACAUCCUGGGCUUCAUCGCCUCCGACAUGACCUCCAGGAACUCCAGCACGCAGCUAUGGCUGAUCACCCACUACCACGAGAUGGGCUCCCUGUACGACUACCUUCAGCUCAGCACCUUGGAUGCGUACAGCUGCCUCCGCAUGGCGCUUUCCAUCGCCAGCGGCCUGGCUCAUCUUCACGUGGAGAUCUUCGGCACUCAGGGCAAGCCGGCCAUUGCCCACCGGGACCUCAAGAGCAAAAAUAUACUAGUUAAAAAGAACGGACAAUGUUGCAUUGCUGACCUCGGUCUGGCCGUCAUGCAUUUUCAAGACACCAACGAGCUGGACGUAGGGAACAACCCCAAAGUAGGCACCAAACGCUACAUGGCCCCUGAGGUGCUCGACGACUCCAUCCAGAUGGACUGCUUCGAGUCCUACAAGAGGGUGGACAUUUGGGCCCUGGGCCUCGUUUUGUGGGAGAUCGCCAGGAGGACUGUCAGCAAUGGCAUCGUGGAGGACUACAAGCCGCCCUUUCACGACGCCGUCCCAAGCGAUCCCAGUUUUGAGGAUAUGAAGAAGGUGGUUUGUGUGGACCAGCAGAGACCUAACAUACCCAACAGAUGGUUCUCAGACACAACUUUAAUCUCCAUGGCAAAACUGAUGAAGGAGUGCUGGUACCAGAACCCGUCUGCCAGAUUAACGGCGCUGCGCAUCAAAAAGACUCUGACAAAGAUCAACAGCUCCGUGGACAAAAUGAAAACAGACAUUUGAGCGUGCCUGGUGCAGGUAGUAGUAGUAGCACCAUUUGGAAUACUUCUUGGACUAAAAAGCCUUUGAGAGGGUGGAGUGUACUCUGUCUGCUUGCGUGCCCUUAUAGCGGCACAGGCCUAUAUAUUUAUUUUAAAGACUUGGCGGGACACAUUUUGGCAUCCAAAGAUGGCUUACCGGGGCUCUUCUGAAACGGCCACAGGUCUUGGAAAUAGGACGUUAAAAAUAUUACAAUCCCAAUCUAGGAGCUGGCUGUUACCUGACAUUUUUGUUUUUUCUGCUCUUCUGAACAAGUUAGUAGAAAUAUGACCUUCUUGCUUUUAGUCGCUGCAGCUUUUUUUUUUCUUAGCUGGACUCAUUCAGCAGAGACGAAUGUUGUGCGGCCGCCAUCUUAGCAUAUCACUGUGCUGAAUGAUGUACUUGCUCUAUACGUUUUGUUCCUUUUUUUUUUAGCUUCAGUGACAAACGUUAAAAAAAAAAGAACAAAUGAUGAACACGUCUUCUGUAAGUGACGCCGAGGUGGGCCCUCAAUAUCACCCCUCCCCCCACCACCUGUGGAGGCCUGUACUGUAAGUUUGCCUGUAAAGCCUUUAUACUGUCUUAACGUGUGCAUUGUCAAGUUAAUGAAGUCAAACUUCAACUUUUUUUUUUUUAUUUCAUUAACAUUUUAUAUCAACUGGUGGUUUCUAUUAAUUAAAUAGAAAGCAAUUAUA
This is a messenger RNA of Doryrhamphus excisus (bluestripe pipefish), 3099 nucleotides long. Its product is annotated as activin receptor type-1-like. Gene Ontology annotation, molecular function: transmembrane receptor protein serine/threonine kinase activity; ATP binding. Gene Ontology annotation, biological process: transforming growth factor beta receptor signaling pathway; protein phosphorylation; cellular response to growth factor stimulus. Lineage: Eukaryota; Metazoa; Chordata; Actinopteri; Syngnathiformes; Syngnathidae. Gene Ontology annotation, cellular component: BMP receptor complex; plasma membrane. The record is from RefSeq and is a predicted model, not a curated record.